Messenger RNA from Medioppia subpectinata, 1396 nucleotides. The record is from the annotation of a GenBank genome assembly. Lineage: Eukaryota; Metazoa; Arthropoda; Arachnida; Sarcoptiformes; Oppiidae.
AUUUUUAAUCGCUUUGUUUAUUAUGUUUUUCAGUCGCCGUCUGUUUUGAUAUCUAAUUAGCGAUACAUUUGUUUUGGACAUUGUUUUUGUGUCUGCGAUAAGUGGUCUGCCAUUCAUCGCACAUCCCAUACAACCCCGAAGACAGUGUCUGUGUUUUGUUUCCCCGAUGGAAGUGUCGUCUCUAAGGCAUCAGUUGAUUGAGUUCUCCACAGAGACGCCAAUAAGACAAUCAAACAAUCGCAACGCCGGCGCCAAUCGGUCGCCGCAGUCGUUGCCGCCAGACAUGGACUCCAUAUUCGACAAGUCAGAGAUGGAUCAGCUGCUGAUCGACGCGCGCAACGAGAAGCAAAAGUUCGAGACAAUUGUGCGCCAAUUGCGGGAACAGUUAACGAUGGCUGAGACCGAAGUGAAGAAACUGCGGCAUCAGUUGGCGCUCACCGAAAGCGACUCCAAAGAGGAGAUCCAGAAACUGAUCCAACAGAUCAAGAGUUUUGAGAUGAAGUGCAAUGAGUUCCGCGAAACCAACGAACAGUUGAUAAUACGGCUGAAGUUCGCCGAACACCAGAAGCUCGAGACAGAGCUCAGCGCUCAGCGGCUGGCCAUCGAAGACCGCCGGCAACUCAUGAUUCAGUUGUCCGACAAGAAUCGAUUGGUGGCCGAACUUCAGUCCAGUUUAGCCGACAAACAGCACGAGAUUAAUCGACUCAACGGACUGAUGGCCGCCGAACACGAAGAGUGGCAUCAGUUCCAGAAGGAUCUGUUGACAACCGUACGGGUGGCCGAAGAGUUCAAAACGGAAACACUGCUCGAGUGCCAGAAAGUGAUGCAAAUCAAUAGGGAUUUGGAGACCAAAUUAGCAGAUCUUGAGAUUGAACUAAAAAAGUACAAAACAAGUGAUGACAACGCGUUGCCAACUGUGGACCAAAACAAUGAGCCCAAGUGUCCACCCGUUGAGCAAACAGCGCCCGAACCUCCGCCUCCCGAACGAACCCAACCCAUACGUAUAGCGCCUCCCGAAGUGGCCACACCUCCCGUCGCACGUGAUGUGCCCGAUGGCGGUCACAGUCCGCCGCCUCCCCCUCCCAGUGAACCCGAGACCAAAUCUCCAGAACCCGAACUCACGGAACAGGAGCCAGAAUUUCAACCCCAACCACAGCCGUCGAGUCCCCCAAAACCAACGUCUCUGCCAAUUGACGGUUACUCACCGAUCGCUGUGACUGACUCGUCGUCGUCGCCGCCGCCGACGCCUCCCAAUAGCCACACACCGCCAAUGCCAGCGACGGAACCACAGCUGAGACGCCAGCAGCCGGCCAUCAAAGCCCCUCCAACCAGAUCUAAGUCAUUGCCAGUGACACCGACGCGGACGGGCGCCGAGUUGGCCGCCUUCGACCGCCGA